This is a messenger RNA of Peromyscus maniculatus bairdii (prairie deer mouse), 2907 nucleotides long. The record is from RefSeq and is a predicted model, not a curated record. Lineage: Eukaryota; Metazoa; Chordata; Mammalia; Rodentia; Cricetidae.
UUGGUAGCCCAGGCUGGCCUCGAACUCACAGAGAUCCACCUGGCUCUGCCUCCCGAGUGCUGGGAUUAAAGGCGUGCGCCACCAACGCCCGGCUUAAAGCUGGUCAUUUUAGUGCAUCCUGUGGGUGUGGCGGACCCAAGCUUCCACUUUCAGUAGCCUGAGACUGUAGGAGGCUCUUUAGGGUCCUGGAGAAUAAAGAGAAUGGGAGAAAAAUAUAGACGAGGGGAGGAAGUGCUUCUUGGGUGACUGUUGGGUAUCUUGGCUGUGUGAUAAAUUUUCCCAGUGCACAACAGCUUAGAACAACAAAGCAGUUUCUCACUCGGAUUCUUGCUUGGGGGGGGGGGGGGCGGGACCUAGAAACGCCUUAGCUCCAAGGUUCUGGUUCAGGUACUCUCACAGGACUGCACUCUCUGAUGGCCCGUCUGCAGCUGAAGGAUCAGUUUCAGAGCUAGCUCAUGCACCUCCUGUUUCUCACCACAGGGGUAGGCGUCCCCAUAGGCAGUGGGUAUCUUCACAUUGAAGUAGCUGCUUCCCUCACAGUGAAUGACACCGUGAGGCAGAAAAAAACGCGGCAUUAUCCAUAGUCCAACUUCGGAAGUGAGGCGGUAGCUCACUGACCCCACAGCUCAGCUGUGACGUGAUGGAGAGGCCACGCGCAAGAGUCGUAAUCAGUGGAAUUACUGGAACCAUCUUUUUUUGUUUUUGAGACAGGGUCUCAUGUAGUCCAGGCUAGGCCUAAAUGCUGGGAUUACAGGUGAUCACCACCAUGCCCAGCUCUCUGGGAACCGUCCUCAAAGUGGCUCCCCUGGUGACUUCCGUGCCUUCCUUCUCUGAAGACAUUCUUGUGACGCUGCUCAAGGCCAGGCUUGGAGAGCCAGCUGGAGAUUCGGUUUGUGAAGACUGGGAAUGUGUUGAGGAACUACAUAGAGGACUUUAGUUAGGGGGCUGUGGGGAGCACUGCUCUGGCAGAGGACUCAGGUUCAGUUCCCAGCACCCAUGUUGGGCAGCUCACAACCUUCUGUAACUCUAGCUCCAGGGGCUCUGACUCUCGGCCUCCAUGGGCACCUGCACUCAUACAUAUAUAUCCAUUCCCCCCAUGCACCUAAUUAAAAACAAAUUUAAAAAUAAUUUGAGUCAGACCCAAUAAUAAUAUCUAUUCCCUCAACACUGAAGAGUAUAGUGGGAACAUGGAUCUGUUUGGAGAUAUAGAUGACAUUUCUUCAGACAGCGAUGUGGACCAGCGAACACCUGUCCCAAGACAGCCUGAUGGCGGCCGCAGAGUGCCUCAGAACCAGCAUGUGGAACGGCGUGUUUCUGAAACCAGAAUAAAAAUAGAAAUUCCCAGCAUCAACUCUGACUUAGGGAAUGAAUUGUAUUUUGUUAAACUACCUAGAUUCCUCAGGAUAGAACCCAAACCUUUCGAUCCUCAGCUGUAUGAAGAUGAACUUGAGGAUGAGAAAGUGCUUUAUGAGGCAGACAAAACCAGGCUGAAAUUGAAGGUGGAAAAUACUAUCCGCUGGAGGGUAGGCCGGGAUGAAGAAGGAUAUAGAGUUAAAGAGAGCAAUGCUCGAAUAGUCAAGUGGUCUGAUGGAAGCAUGUCCCUGCAUUUAGGCAGUGAAGUGUUUGAUAUCUACAAAGCUCCACUGCAAGACAACCUCAACCAGCUGUUCAUACGGGAGGACACUGGUCUCCGGGGACAAGCCGUCUUCAAGUCCAGACUUAGCUUUAGACCUCACUGUACAGACAGUGCCACAUAUAAAAAGAUGACCCUGUCAUCUGGGAGCAGAAGUUCAAAGACACAGAUUAGAAUCUUACCGAUGGCUGGUCGUGACCCUGAGUGGCCACGCACAGAUUUGAUUCAGAAAAAAGAACGCUCGAGGGUGUCUACUCCACGGAAGAGGAAGAAGCAGCCAGCUCCAAGUUCCACCAUCCAGCAGCCUGACGGUGAUGACAAGGAAGAGAAGGAAGGAGAAGAGGGGGAAGACAAGGCCUCCGGACUAGUUACCAUUAAAAACCAUUACCGGGGAGCAGUCCACGAGGAACAAGCCCUGUCCUCCUCAGACGGCGAUGGUGAUGAAGGAGCUGAAGAAGAUAAGGCCGGAAGAUUACUUAAAGCAAAGAAACUCGAGAUGAACCCUCCAGAAAGAGACCAAGGGUUGAAGAGGAAGAAUGAAGUGUGAAAUGAAUUGUGCACUGGUGUCUAUCCUAUUUAAGUCCUCAGUUUCCUGUUUGUGCUGGGAUUGAAUCUAGGGCUUCCUGUCUGCUGAACAUGCAUUUUACUGCUUAGGGACAGCCCAAGCCCAUUGGAUAUAUUAAAGCAAGAAUGAUUGUUUUGACCCACAUGAACCAAUGAAUGAGAUGGGCCAUGCAGAAACCAUGUCUCCUCUCAGAUGGCCACUAGUUCAGGAUGAGAGUCCCACUCUGGGGACCUAACAUACAUACCCCUGAUUGCCUUCCAAAGGCCCAUCUCCAAGUCCCACCACCACUGCGUGUUAGGACUUCAGUAUAGGAAUUUGGGGAGGAUAAACAUAUUGAGUCUGUAAUAGGCAGGAAAGACUAGCUUGGGAAUUAGUAAGCUUGAUCUCUUAAAAAGGUUUAUUAAUAAAUCAGACGAGCAUACAAAGCAGUGGGCGUCACAGCGACUGCCUCAUACGCAUGUGCUGUUAUACUUGGUUCUCAUUCACGCCCCUCCCCACACCACAAUAAGCCGGUUCCUGAAGGAAGAUGUGAUGAAUGUUAGAAUUCUAAAACUGAAGAGAUUAAAAAAAGUCUGAAUAUAGGAUAUUUGAUGAACUUUAAUAGUUAAUUUGUUUUGGUAUACAGUAUGUUUUAAAUGCCUAUAGUCUUCAAAAGAAACUUUUCUUUGUUAUAAACUGGGUGGAUAAUAAACUUGUGAUUUAAAUGUCA